AUGGCUCCUUUCAUACUCAAUCCUUAUGUGCUCUCUCCCAAUGUCAUCAAUCCAUACGUACUUUCACCACUAAUACUCAGUCCACUUGUUUUAUGUCCUGAUGUGAUAUCACCAAUGGUACUGGGUGGUUCUAUACUUUCACCUGGUGUGCUAUCACCUUCGGUGCUUUCGAAAAGUUUCUUGAUGGUUUCCGUUCUUUCACCCUCAGUCUUAUCAUAA
Strongylus vulgaris is the source of this 219-nucleotide messenger RNA. NCBI's taxonomy places the organism in Eukaryota, Metazoa, Nematoda, Chromadorea, Rhabditida, Strongylidae. The record is from the annotation of a GenBank genome assembly.